AUGUCCUUAGUGGUACCUCGGAACUCUAUCCCACAACCACCGGUAAUAAGAACGUCAUUUAAAUCUUCAAUGCGAAUUCCUAGUCUCUCACCACUACCCUCUCGUCCGAAAGUCAGCUGGACCAACCCAACGCCUCCCGCAGCAGACUCGACACAACAAACCACCGGGCCCACAGUGAUUACAGACCUUUGCUCCACUGUAGCUACCUGUGACCCCGCUAGCAAUAUCUUCGGACUCCUGGAGGGCGACGAGAGCUCGUAUAUCCUUCAGCGAGGAGCAAAGACGAAACCGCCCGGACAAGCAUAUCAAACGGUGUCACCAGUGUCUCUCGAGAGCCUGUCGAACAGAAGCUCUGGUUUCCUUUUGGACCGUCGGCAACGAUAUCGAAUUGCCUACACCCUCGCAUCAUCUCACCUGCAGCUAUAUCCCUCGCCAUGGCUACACUCGCACUGGAGCAAAAAAGACAUCGUCUUCAACAUCGAUCCUCAAGACGCCCAUUCCGUCCAACUCGACCAACCGUACAUGCUGCACGCUGUCUCCACUCAAGCCGCCCCAUCGCCCUCCUCAUCGUACGCUUCGAGCGACCGCUCCUUACCUACCCUGGGAAUCUUGCUCAUCGAACUCUGUUUCGGCACCGCGCUCGAAGACCACGCAAUGAGGCAAGAGUUCCACACUUCGGGUGGGCAGCAGACCGCGAAUCCGGAUCUGGCGGCCGCGCUGGAUCUGGCCGUCGCGCUGGAGUGGUCGCAGUCUGUGUGCGGGGAGGCGGGCGAGACGUACGCCGACGCCGUGAAUUGGUGCUUGAGAGGACGGUUUGCGGGCGCCAAGGACGACGGGUGGCGAGAGGAGCUGUUCGCGAAUGUGGUGAGGCCGCUGCGGUUUUGUCAUGAGCAGUUGCAUGCGAUGGGUGGGGAGGACUGGCUCAAGUCUAGUUCCUAG
Letharia lupina is the source of this 939-nucleotide messenger RNA. RefSeq lists its product as uncharacterized. NCBI's taxonomy places the organism in Eukaryota, Fungi, Ascomycota, Lecanoromycetes, Lecanorales, Parmeliaceae. The transcript has a single exon. The record is from RefSeq and is a predicted model, not a curated record. Bases 1 to 939 code for a protein of 312 amino acids.